UGGUGAGUAGGACCUAUCCGUAGUUAAAAAAUCAGCGGAGGCAUCCACAGUUUCUGACCAGAGCCGGACGGGGAUCCUUGGAGGGGGUGAGAGGCUCUCCAGGGGAGGACAGUCUGGGAACUGACAGGGCGUGUGGAGCCCCGAGUCUCAGGCUUGUGUAUGCGUGAGCAGCAGAGAUUUGUGUGCCUAUGAGAAGCGUGUGUGAUUCUGUGUAUGUGUGUGACACCGGGACAGCGUGUCUCCAUGGCGGCGUCUGCGCUUGUAGGUCAGAUACUUGAUUGUGCUUAUUUAACUUCGUGGCUUAUGGGUGAGCGGCUGUGUGGCCGUGUGGGUUGUCAUUGGAACUCCUGGCUCUAGGCUCCGCGGAUCCUCCACUCCGUCCCCUCACAGCCCCUUGGGGCCUGUCGCGGAUAAAAGAGAGAAGUCAGAUGCUGAGCCUUAGAAUGGAAGAACGGAGAAGCAUAGCAAGAUGACACAGACUUGAUCUUGAGAUAUGUUGAAGCUGCUGUCGGCCCCAAGGCAGGCUUCUGGGAAGACCUGAUGAGGUCCCAGGAGUAGGAUUCCCUCCUGGAAGGUUCCCCCUUGGAAGCUCCUAAAGUGCUGCCUGUGUCUUAAAAAAAAAUAUUGGAUACAGAGAGAAAAAAAGAAUUUUUGUUACACAUCUAAAAGUUAAAGUUCAGCUCUAGCUUCUCUGCAAUUAGAUUCUCUAAUAGAGGAAACCUGAGGAAGAUCAGCAGUUUGAAAACCAUGGUGCAGGUGCCAUUGACAUUCAGUGAUGUUGCCAUAGACUUCUCUCAGGAGGAGUGGGAAUGCCUAAAUUCUGAUCAGAGGGAUUUGUACAGAGAUGUGAUGUUGGAGAAUUAUACUAACUUGGUCUCACUGGACUUUGAUUUUACAACUGAGACCAACAAGUUAUCUUCAGAAAAAAGCAGUUAUCAAGUAAAUUCAUAUCAUCGGGAGACAAUGAAAAGAAGUAAAACCUUCAACCUUAUGAGGUUUACUUUGAGAAAUGACCCACAGUGCAGAAUUGAAUUUGGGAGAGAACAGGGGCCUAACAUGGAAGGUUUUAGUCAAAUGACAUUUAUAAAACAUAUAUCUCUUCCUCUACACCAGAGAAUUCACACUAAAGAGAAAUCCUAUGAAUGUAAGGAAUGUAGGAGGGACUUUAGAAAAUAUUCACACCUUACUGAACAUUUCAGAGACCAUAAUGGUGUGAGACCCUAUGAAUGUAAGGAAUGUGGAAAAGCCUUUAUAGUUCUCCAGCAUUUUGUUAGACAUAAAAAAAUUCACACUGAUUUGAAACCUUAUGAAUGUAAUGGAUGUGAGAAAGCCUUUAGGUUUUAUUCACAGCUUAUUCAACAUCAGAUCAUUCAUACUAGUGUAAAACCCUAUGAAUGUAAGCAAUGUGGGAAGUCUUUUAGACGUUAUUCUCACCUUACUGAACAUCAAAAAAUACAUACUGGUGUGAAACCCUACGAAUGUAAGGAAUGUGGAGAAACUUUUAGAUUGUACCGACAUAUGUGCCUACAUCAGAAAAUUCAUCAUGGUGUGAAACCCUAUAUAUGCAAGGAAUGUGGGAAGGCCUUUGGUCAUCGUUCAAGUCUUUAUCAACAUAAGAAAAUCCAUUCUGGUGAGAAACCAUAUAAAUGUAAACAAUGUGGAAAGGCCUUUGUUCGCAGCUAUCUACUUAUUGAACAUCAGAGAAGUCAUACUGGUGAGAAGCCUCAUGAAUGUAAGGAAUGUGGGAAGGCCUUUAGUAGGGGCUCAAGCCUUCUUAAACAUAAGAGAAUUCAUAGCAGUGAGAAACUCUAUGACUGUAAGGACUGCGGGAAGGCCUUCUGUAGAGGCUCUCAACUUACACAACAUCAAAGAAUUCAUACUGGUGAGAAGCCACAUGAAUGCAAAGAAUGUGGGAAGACAUUUAAGCUUCAUUCAUACCUUAUUCAACAUCAGAUCAUUCAUACUGAUUUAAAACCAUAUGAAUGUAAACAAUGUGGGAAAGCCUUCAGUCGUAUUGGAGACCUUAAAACACAUCAGUCAAUUCAUGCAGGGGAGAAACCCUUUGAAUGUAAGGAAUGUGGAAAAACCUUUAGACUUAAUUCUCAACUGAUUUAUCAUCAGACAAUUCAUACAGGUUUGAAACCUUAUAUAUGUAAGGAAUGUAAGAAGGCUUUUCGUUCUAUCUCAGGUCUUUCUCAACAUAAGAGAAUUCAUAUUGGUGAAAAACCCUAUGAAUGUAAAGAAUGUGGUAAGGCCUUUAAUCGCAGUGAUCGACUUACUCAACAUCAGAGAAUUCAUACUGGUGUGAAACCACACAAAUGUAAGGAAUGUGGAAAGACCUUUACUCGUUACUAUCAACUUACUCAACAUCAAAGAUUUCAUAGUGGUGAGAAACUCCUGAUGUAAUGAGAGUCAGAAAGCAUUUAACUUUGGCACCUUUACCGUUACCACUAUUAUAUCACCUAGUGAUGUUAUGGUAAAGAUUAAAUUACUUAACAUAAAAUUUAAAUGCUUAGGGGUCAUCUGGCACAUGGUAUUUGCUUACUAAGUAUUGUGGCUUUUUAAAUGAUAAUCACUAUUAUUACUAUACAUAAAUUCAUGUGGAAGAAAGACCUUAUAAGCAUAUUUUUUAAAUGUAUCAGGGCUCAUCCAUAUUUUCUUCAGAUAAUUAAUUCUGGACAAAAAUCCCAUUUUUUUUCAAAGAUCAAGGCCCUGAGGAUGAAUAAUAAUAAGAAACCCUGUGCCUUUAGAAUAUUGAGAGUUCAUCUGUUGAAAAAUUGGAGUAGUUUGAAGAAACUUUCUUACAGUAAAUUCUGCAAUACAGAUAAUAUACAUUCCACAUGCCCUACAAUUGAAAUAAAUUAAAAACUAACAAUCUGGUAGCUAAAGACUAGGUUGAGUUUUUUGAGUGAGUUUUUGAAAGUUUUCAAAUUUACAUAAAAAGUACAACAGUGUUAGUUACAAUGAAGUUUGUUUGCCCUCCACCUAGAUUCAGCAUAUCUGGUAUUUCUCUCUCGUAAAUAUGAAUAUGUAUAUAUACAGAU
This is a messenger RNA of Neogale vison (American mink), 3044 nucleotides long. RefSeq names its product zinc finger protein 404 (gene ZNF404). The transcript has 5 exons. Gene Ontology annotation, molecular function: DNA-binding transcription repressor activity, RNA polymerase II-specific; RNA polymerase II cis-regulatory region sequence-specific DNA binding. The coding region runs from base 748 to 2406 and encodes 552 amino acids. Lineage: Eukaryota; Metazoa; Chordata; Mammalia; Carnivora; Mustelidae. Gene Ontology annotation, biological process: negative regulation of transcription by RNA polymerase II. The record is from RefSeq and is a predicted model, not a curated record.